CGGAGGAAAGGCCGCUCUGCACUGUACAGAUGGCAAGCAAGGCCUACCCGUCCAGAGAUAUCUAUGAGCAAUGUCCCAUUGGAGCAGACCAGUUUCGCGUCCUCCGCCUGGAUACGCCGUGGGAUGGGGUCGUCUCGGAUGAACCUAUGCAGGCGACUUUGGAAGUCGCUUCUUUCAAGGACCCGCCGUGCUAUUCGACGCUUUCAUAUGCUUGGGGAAAUCAAGCUGAAAAUGCCACCAUCAUGAUUGCCGGCAAGGCCUUUGAGGCCUCCGCGACCGUGGACGACGCCCUUCGCAAGGUUCGGCGUCUUACUCGAAAUGACGGCAAAACGGGGGACGGAAGGCCUCGUAUCUGGAUUGACCAAAUCUGCAUCAACCAAUCCGACAUUUCCGAGCGAAAUUGUCAGGUAUCGCGCAUGCAAGAUAUAUACAAAAGCGGCCGUGAGUGUUUCGUGUACUUGGGCAAAGGCAGCGAAGGGGAGGACGAUGUCCAUCUCCUCAAGGAGUGGGUGCGGUCGUGCAGAGCCAAAACGACUCCCAUCACGCUCUUCUUCGAAGUCGUCAGGAGUGGCGGCCAUUCCGAAAUCCUGCCCGGGGAGCGUAACCCCUGGCGCUCGUGCUUGAACUAUAUCAUGCAGCAGCUCUACUUUACCAGACUGUGGGUCCUGCAAGAGAUACACUUUAGCCGGAAGGUGACCUGUCUGAUUGGCAAAGACACUCUGGACUGGAAGACCGUUGCCGCAUUGGCACUGGAAAUCCCUCAGAACAAGCUCAUGGCAUCCAACGCGGCUUCCAAGGCACUGCACACCAAUCCAGACAACGUACCUGAUCUGAGCCCCUGGAGAAGUGCCUCCCAAGGGCCAAGUGAGUCUUCGAUCAGGAAGGCCCAAGCCUUGGACAGGUUCUCGAACUUUGUCAGCCUGCUCGACGACCUGGGGAAGCCGGAGAUGUCGUCCUUGCUCGAUCUCCUCAAUCGAUCGCGCUCGCUGAACACCACCGAUCCGAGGGACAAGAUUUUCGCCCUACUCAAUCUUGCCGGAGAUCGGUACCUCUAUCCUGCUCCCGAUUACUCUGCCAGCGUGGACGGCGUCUAUAAUCGUUAUGCAUCAUCCUUUGCCGAAGAAGGCCAUGGCAACCGAAUGUUACCAUAUGCGGGCGUCCAGAUUUCUCCCUCGCCUUGGCCGAGCUGGGUGCCGAGAUGGAUUGAUCGAGCUCACGAGUUCACCUUCGAGUGUCGGACGGAGUUUCGAGCGGGCGGCAAAUCCUUGAAGUCCUCUCAGAGCUCGGUCUCCGGCACGUUGAGGGUCAAAGCCUUCCACCUCGACACCCUGGCUGCAGUCUCAGGCCCCAAGCCGUGCACCGGCAGUCUGGUUCGUGACCUUGCCGAUUUUGUCAUCGCAGCCGAGUCGGUCGUCCCUGAGAGGUGGCGGCGCGCGACCAAAGACCCUCGGAGACGCCUUGUGAGCCUUCUAUUGUGCGACCCAUUGGACCAUGGGCCACGGGAUUUCAAAAUUGAGGAGUUCGAAGACGAGGCCAUGCUGAGCAUCAACUACAGCCCCACCUUUCAGUCCUUGCUAGCCAACAACAGCUUCGUCCAGUCGAGUCUCAGCCACGCGGCCGCCAACGGAUGGAGCCUGAAGUCCCAGGCGAAGCAACUCCUGCCUGUCGUCGCCGAGAAUCUGGUGGGCGCAGAACGCUGGUCGCGAAUGCAGGCAAGUGUGCUCGGUGUCUCACCGUUUGAGGAAUAUGUACGCGAAAAGCUGCACCUGUAUUUCAACCAUCGAGGCUGGUCCUUCAUCGACUUUCUGAAGCAAUCUCCCCUUCAGAUCUUCGCCACGCAAAGAGGGCGGAUGGGGUUCGCCUCCAGUGCGUGUCGCCAGGGUGAUCGCGUUGUGAUUCUCAAGGGUGCGCGGGCGCCGUUCAUAUUUCGCAAGUGUGGCAGCAACGAAUACCAAAAUCUGGGUGAGGCUUAUGUGCAAGGAGUCAUGAAGGGAGAGGUGUUUGAGGACUAUGAGGUUGCAUGGGGUGUCAAGUAUGUCGUUUAGAGCCAUAUACAUGGGGGGUGAUAUGUAGGGUUAAUAUCCCGACGUGCAGAAAGAGACGCG
Molecule: messenger RNA, 2105 nt
Organism: Cladophialophora immunda
Lineage: Eukaryota; Fungi; Ascomycota; Eurotiomycetes; Chaetothyriales; Herpotrichiellaceae
Exons: 2
Coding region: 30-2045 (671 amino acids)
Source: RefSeq, a predicted model, not a curated record